Brachypodium distachyon (stiff brome) is the source of this 1760-nucleotide messenger RNA. Its product is annotated as SEC12-like protein 2. Gene Ontology annotation, biological process: protein secretion. Gene Ontology annotation, molecular function: guanyl-nucleotide exchange factor activity; GTPase activator activity; protein binding. The record is from RefSeq and is a predicted model, not a curated record. The coding region runs from base 183 to 1364 and encodes 393 amino acids. Gene Ontology annotation, cellular component: endoplasmic reticulum membrane. The transcript has 10 exons. NCBI's taxonomy places the organism in Eukaryota, Viridiplantae, Streptophyta, Magnoliopsida, Poales, Poaceae.
AUACUGUAGCUCGAAAGUGUGAGAUCCCUCCCCAGAAACGCUGACCAAACGCAACCUCGGAUCCACGCGUAGUUGAUUCCCUCCCCCCGUCGCUAGCGAUUACCCGUCAGCUCCUUCUCCGCGCGCGCGCACUCUCCCGGCGACCACCACCCCGCCUCCGGCAUCUUCCUCCGCCUCUCGCGAUGGCGCCCCGCGGCGGCGGCCAGACCUACGGCUUCCCCAUCUACUGCGCCUCCUGGCUGCCCCUCGCGCACAUCCUCAAGCCCUCCCCCUCCGCCGAGGACUCCGCGGACGCGGACGCAGCCUCGUCCUCCUCCUCCCCGCCUCCCAUGGUGGCGCUCGGAGGCGGCGGCGGCGAGGGCAGGAGCGGCGUGCCCAACGCGCUGGUCGUCGCGGCGCUCGACCCCGCCGCGGCGACGCCGGCGCUCUCCCCGGAGCCGGUGUUUAGGCUGGGCACGGAGGACCAGGUGCCGUACCGGAUGACUGUCCACCCCCGCGGCGACGGCGUCCUCUGCGCCUUCCCCAAGGGCUGCAGGUUGUUACGGUGGGAACCACCAGAAGGAGAGGAGCCACACAAAGUAGUUUUGAGAUCGGACCAGGAGGAAGCUUUACUGAAGCUAAACGAUGUUGGCUUACAGUUGGCUGUGUCAUUCAGUGGAGAGGGUUCAAUACUUGCGACAGGUGGUGAGGAUGGGCAUUUAAGGGUCUUCAAAUGGCCUGCCAUGGAUACCGUUAUUGAAGAACCUGAUACUAAAACAUCUGUUAAGGAUCUUAGUUUCAGUUCCGAUGAGAAGUUUUUAGCUGUCAAUAGGAGCAGUGGCCCAUCUAGAGUGUGGGAUUUGAAGACAUCCGAAGCUGUAGCUAAUCUGCCAAGAGAAGCGGGAGAAAAUUUUGGCUUCUGCAGAUUUUCUAAUAAGCCUGACAACAGUCAGAUCCUCUUUGUGACAGCAAUGCAAGGUGAUUAUGGAAAAAUAAUAUCUUGGAAUACUACCUCCUGGACGAGAACUGGAUCGAAAAAGAUUACUCGUGAGGCAAUUUCAGCUUUUGCUGUCUCUCCUGAUGGUACACUUCUUGCAAUUGGAACUGUUGAGGGAAGCGUCAGUGUACUAGGUUCAAAAGACAUGCGAGUGCUUGUAACAGUUAAAAAGGCACAUCUUGGCAUUGUUACUACAUUGGCUUUCUCUCAAGAUUCAAGGACCUUGCUGUCUACUUCCUUCGACUCAACUGCAAGGGUGACAUCAAUUGGAUCCCCAACGAGUAAUGGUAUAAGCCUAUGGUCCAUGAUACUAGCUAUUAUACUCGCAGUUUUGGUAUAUUACUGUAUGCAGCACAAAGAAGAUCUCUUGGCAAUGUUGCCACUAUGAAACGAAAAUGUUCAGCCUCUACUGAUAUCUCACUGCUUUCCUCUGUGAUUAUCUAAUCUCCUACUGGAGAUAAAUGCUCAACGUGUCAGAGCUAGAGCAAUUUUUGUAUUUAGAUAAGGAAACAAAGUAUCAUGUCACGCUAGAAUGAAAAGGGCCAUUUUGUCUGGGUUUUGUAAAAUUGAUGGCCAUAUGUGAGUUAUAUAUCCUUAAGCCUCUCCAGUUUUAUGUUCUAUCCUCCUGCUGCCAGGCCUCGUAGAGGAAGUCCAAUGUAAGAGAUCGGGACCAGGCUAUGAUGUAUAUUUUUAUUCUAAAAAAAAAGGCUGUGAUGUAUAUUUAUUAAGUACAACCGUAUGAAGAAUAAUGAGAGCCUUCUCUAAUACAUUCUGUGGUGACCAA